Molecule: messenger RNA, 1165 nt
Organism: Lampris incognitus (smalleye Pacific opah)
Lineage: Eukaryota; Metazoa; Chordata; Actinopteri; Lampriformes; Lampridae
Gene: fam219b
Product: family with sequence similarity 219 member B
Exons: 6
Coding region: 133-690 (185 amino acids)
Source: RefSeq, a predicted model, not a curated record
UAGCAUCGGCAGCGCAAAGAGAAGUGCCUCCUGCCGAAGUGAACAACGAGAAAGUAGCCACGUAUAUCUCGACAGAGGGAUAUCCACAAACAUGUCUGUGCCGUGGUUCAAAGUGUGACAGGAAAGAUUAAAAUGAUGAACGACAUAAUAGAGGAACAAGAGAAGGAUAGCCUUCUUGAUGCACUGCCCGAGCCCCAAGUUUUAAAGGGCCCCAGUAGCAGCAUAAGACCCAAGACCACUGAUGGAGCCAUCAGGCCUGUGGAGAAAAGGGGACCAUACAUUAUGUCCAGAGCUCCAGCCAUCCACCUCAAACUACAGAAGCACCGGGAGAUGGCGCGCAAAGCACUGAAGAAGAAAGCCCUCACUGCAGGUGCUCCCGUUGUGCAUCAGCCCAAGCAAGCAGCAAAGAGAGCAGUGAAAUAUAACAAGGGCUACACUGCUCUGAGUCAGCAUGCUGAGGAUACGCUGGUUGCUUUGGAGUCAGACAGUGAUGAAGAAAUAGAUUUUGAGCAGUAUUCCUCGGGCUACUCUUCAGCUGAGGUACAUCCUGAUUUAAGCAAGCAGCUAUUGCAGGACGGCUACCGUCUGGACGAGAUUCCUGAUGACGAGGACCUGGACCUGAUUCCUCCCAAAGCCAUGGGGUCCUCAGUGUGCUGCUGCUCAGAGAGCCCAUCCUGCUGCAUGCAGUGAGGGUGCUGACCGUGCCAUGACCUUAAGAUGAUGGGCCGGCUCUGCUAAAACGGUGUGACUCUUGGCGUUGGCCUGAUGUACCUGGCAGAUAACGGAGGCCUCCUUGUUACCCAAGUCACACAGCGCUGCCUGAACAUGGAGCCCUCCACAACUCUGCACAAGCCAAGUCCCUGUUAUACAGGGCUGCACGCACCCUUGUCGCUCAAAACACAUCGAAGCAUGUUAAGGACAUCAGCCCAGGCCUUAUCCACUGUGACCCCAAAGCUUGACCUUUUUUUCUUUUUAUAGGACUACUCGAAACAAACUAUGUCACUGCUCUGAAUCAAGUGGCAGCGUGAUUGACUUUGUGGGGAAAAAGACUCAUUGACCCAGUGGAGAGCCAGUUACUGUCUUAUGAUCCUUGACUCAAAGUUACUGUGUUUUUCCUUAAUAUGGUAAAGGGGUAUGCAAUACAUGCAUACAGGCCUAGUGUGAC